GCUACAGCCGAUGCGCGCUCCCGUGUAUGCGUGCUUGUAUGUAUGGGAAAUAAUGGUCGCACAAAUGGCACAUUACAGAGAAACAGCAGAACUGAACGACAGGUGUUGGCGUCAUGGAUCUCAAAUGACAGAUUACUAUUGAAUACAACGCCAAGAUUCUUAGCUGACUACGAGGAUUUUAUGGAGCAUCCAUCAAUAGCUAAGCAGUAUUCUUGGUUGUUACGUAUGGUGGUUUUCAGUCCAGCAAGGAAUGGAGAUGUUUCACCAUCAGAUGUGAAGAAUGAUCCUGCAGAAACUCACAGCGCUUCAGAAAGCACAGAUACAUCAACAGAGGACAGCUCUGACGACGAUGAUGAGUCUGAUGAAGAGAAACACAACACACAUUCAGACUCUGAUAAGAGACCCACAGCAGAAGAUGCCAGAGAUGAACAGCUGAAGUUCUGCUGUGACAGAUGUAAAGCUCUGAAGAAUCCCAAACAUGAGCUUGUGACCCCCAGAAAAAUCUCCAGAGACCGCCUGCAGCUUCACUUGGAGGCAGAAGGUGUGUAUGAAUGCUCAGACACUGGACUGGUGUUCGAAGUCUCUCAACGGGUCAACAUCACAUACUGCGUUCUCUCGUGGAGCAAGUUUUCCAGCUACCUGAGCGACUCCUGGAAAUUUGCCGGACCCAUUUUUGAUGUGGACUGUGAUCCGGAGAUUCUGAAAUCCGUGCAGUUCCCACACUCGCUGUGUCUGACAGCUGAUGAGAACAGUGAUGUGAAGUUCAGCAUACUGCACGUGAAGAACAGGCGCGGUCAGAUCGAACCCUCGACCGAUCACUCGGGCAGCCACGUCAAAUGGAACGUGUCGUCUCUUUCACCCGUGGGUCCCGUCGUUAAGACGUCUAAACCUGCAGAGCAUCACGGGGUCGUGCAGGUGUUUCGAGAGGUUGGCCAAGACCAGUCUUUCUCCUUCAGAGUUUAUCUGGCCGGAAACAACUGCUCCGACGUCAAGGACAUCCAGAGAGCCGUUCGACGGGCCAACAACUGCAAGAACAACAAGAGAUACGUGCUAGUACAUAAACCACCAACAUGCAUCCUAGAGGAGAACAAAAGAUAUCGACUGACCAGUGAACCUGUGGGUCACAUCACACCAGAGGAGAUGCUGUUCAGUGCAGUCAUUGUGGAGCUGAAGGGAUAUUUUGAGGUUUUCUUUGAGGAAAGUCCUCCGUUCAAGCUGUUGCUGACAGAAACAGACUCCGAUCUGACCGUCUGGAGUGCUAUCAUCAGAGAGGGAGAUUGCGAUCACAGUCUGGAUUGUGAGAAGCCACGUAAACCAUCACAAGGCAGAAAGAGGCGGGCCAGCACGUCAGAGGAGGAGCUCUAUCACAAGCGCAGGAAGAGAAGUGGCUCCGUGGAUGAAUCAGACUGUAAGAAGAUAGCGUGCCAAGUUCCAGACCUGACAGACCAGCAGCUCAUGCAGGUGGCCAAACGCAUGGGGAAGGAGUGGAAGAUCGUGGCCAUCUGUUACCUGGGCCUCAGCAAACAGGAUCUGGAGGAGAUCGAGUCGGCCAAAGACGAGGACGUCGUCAUGCUGAAGUUCAACAUGCUGGAACGCUGGAGGCGACGGCAGCCCAAAGGAGAAGCAGGAAUUCAAGAACUCCAUAAAUGUUUGAAAGACAACGAUGACGUGCCCAAUGAGGUCAUCGCCAUUCUAGCUGAGAUGCUUCAAAGUAAUUCAGCUAAAUGAGCUUAUGAGAUGAUUAAUGAAGUCUUCACUUAAUCUUCCAACAACUGAAAUACCCAGAAUGCCUUUAAGAAAUUCUCAUUUUAACCUCAGUUUCAGCGAUAAAGGACGACUGAAUGUGUGUCUCUACUGUUUGUCAUCUAAAUGUUUGACUUUGCUGGUGCUUCUGUACAUCGCUGGAACUGUAGAAUGUGUUUUAAUGUUUUAUUUGUGAAUCAUGAGUCGUGAAAGAUAUCAGCAGAACAUCAAGAAUGAGCUCUACAAGCCGUACUCUCUUUUCAGAUGAGACGUACGUGUUGGCAUUGAAUAUCUCUGUCUGUUUGACAUCAUGUGUGACAUAAGCUCCUUUACAACACUAUUGAUGUUGCAUUCUCAGGUAAAUGUUUGUGAACGAUCAUGAGUAUAAAUAAAUGAAUUAUUUUUUCAAUUA
Triplophysa dalaica is the source of this 2155-nucleotide messenger RNA. RefSeq lists its product as uncharacterized. The coding region runs from base 43 to 1728 and encodes 561 amino acids. The transcript is spliced from 16 exons. Lineage: Eukaryota; Metazoa; Chordata; Actinopteri; Cypriniformes; Nemacheilidae. The record is from RefSeq and is a predicted model, not a curated record.